Scylla paramamosain (green mud crab) is the source of this 4623-nucleotide messenger RNA. Its product is annotated as neuroligin-4, X-linked-like. Gene Ontology annotation, cellular component: cell surface; plasma membrane; postsynaptic membrane. Bases 819 to 3872 code for a protein of 1017 amino acids. The record is from RefSeq and is a predicted model, not a curated record. NCBI's taxonomy places the organism in Eukaryota, Metazoa, Arthropoda, Malacostraca, Decapoda, Portunidae. Gene Ontology annotation, biological process: postsynaptic membrane assembly; presynaptic membrane assembly; neuron cell-cell adhesion. Gene Ontology annotation, molecular function: neurexin family protein binding; signaling receptor activity. The transcript is spliced from 11 exons.
GUGGAGGGAGGAGGUGUGUCGCUGCGGCUCACAGAGACGCCAAUGUAAUCCUCACUUUAAUACGUGCACUCUUGCAAAGGUUCCCGGAGCCGACGGUUACGAAGACCCGAGCACGUGACUUUGCGGAAAUACACACGAAUCAUACUCACGUUCACACAUACACACAUAUAUAAAAAAAAAUAAUAAUACAACAAAAAAGGAGGAAUAUUUGAAGUUUUUGAAGUGAAGUGAUAAAAUAAUAAUCCUAAGAAAUUGAAAUGAAAAAACGUGAUUAGGAAAUAAGUAAAAAAUUAAAAAAAGGAAGAGAGAGGAGAGAAAGAUAAAAAAGAGAGAGAGAGAGAGAGAGGAACAGUAAGAAGAUAAAGAAGUUGCAGGUGAAGAAUCAUUCCCAGGACAUUCACUUAAGACGAAAAGGAGUGAGGACAGUCGCGGCGCCGGGUCGUGACGGCGCGGGUGGUGGUCGUGGCCUCGCGCCGAACAUGAGUCGUCCUCUGCCAAGGAGCAGCUCGAGGCCCGGCGUGAGGCUGUCCCCGCCCCCUCCUGUGAGCAGCCCGCGCACUGACGCCCUCCCGCACAGGCCGCGGCGAGCAGGUGGCGAGGUCUGAGGAGCAGACCAUCAGGCGGCUUACUGAGGCUGACGCGGGCGGGGAUGCGGUGGUAGGGGUGGCGGGGGGAGGGGAGCAACCCGGACCAGCCACGAUGGGCCCGCCAGCAGCCCUGGCUCCGGGGCCCCGCCAGUCCACCCGCCCACAGGGGACCGCCGCCCCCCACGUCCAGAGUGCCGCCAGGGUGUGCCGGUGAAGCGCCGCAGCCUCAGCAUGGGCGUGGCGUGGGUGGUGUGGGCCGCGGUGGCCAGCGCCGUGGUGAGCGGCAGCCAUCCUGACCAGGUGCUGAGCCGCACGGUGACCACCAAGUACGGUAAGAUCCAGGGCUUCAUCCGCCACCACGCCAAGUACCCGCUGCCGCCCGUCGAGGUGUUCCUGGGCGUGCCCUACGCCUCGCCGCCCCUCGGCGACGGCCGUUUCACGCCCACCAGCAGCCCGCUGCCCUGGGACGGCGUGCGGCGCUGCACGGAGCUGCCGCCUGCCUGCCCGCAGCCCCUGCCGCAGCUGCACGGCGACGAGGAGUCCCCCGCCCGCGCCGCCCAGCUGGCCUCCCUCAGGCGCCUUCUGCAGCACCAGAGCGAGGACUGCCUCUACCUCAACAUUUACAGUCCACACGACGGCGGCGGGCAGUACCCAGUGAUGGUGUACAUUCACGGAGAGGAUUUCCUGCGUGGCUCCGGCAACCUGUACGACGCCAGUGUGUUGGCAGCGUACGGGCAGGUGACGGUGGUGACAAUGAACUACAGACUGGGGCCCCUGGGUUUCCUCAACACGCGACCAAACGCCAGCGGGCCAGGAGUCGUGGGGAACCAGGGGCUGAUGGACCAAUUGGCGGCGCUGUCUUGGGUCAACGAGAACAUAGCGCACUUUCGAGGAGACAGAAGCAGAGUUACCAUCUUCGGUCACGCCUCAGGAGCCGCCUGUAUAAACUACCUAAUUGUGUCGCCUGUUGUUGUGCCCGCACUCUUUCAGCGAGCAGUCUUGAUGUCAGGCUCAGCUCUAAGUCCCUGGGCAGAAGUACAGGACCCUCUCUCGGUGACAGCGCGUCUUGCUAAGCUCCUCAACUGCUCCUUGCCCUCGAGCCUCAGCGACAGACACCCGGAGACCAUCAUGUGUCUGAGGAACGUGUCUGCAUCCCGCCUGGCGACACUCGACCUUCCGGAAUACAAGUUUACGUCUCUCUUUGGCCCCAGUGUGGACAAUGUGGUGGUGACGCAGGAUUUCAAGACCAGGAUGAAGAGGGUCCUGGAGAAGCGGGGAUUAAGUGUAAUGUUUGGCGUGACGGAGGCUGACGGGUUCCCUCAGCUGAACCGGGACCAGGUGCAAGAAGGCCUGGACGUGUCAGCGAGGAACCGUUUAUUCAGAACCUACGUAAGGAAUGUGUACCACCAUCACCUGCAGGAGAUUUACCUGGCCAUCACCAAGGAGUACACGGACUGGGGCAACCCGGCGCAGCAUCCCUUCGUGGUAAGAAACUUGGCGGUGGAGGCAAUCAGUGACGGCUCCUACCUGGCGCCUCUCAUGGACUUCGGGGAGAUGGUGAGCACACAGGCACCCACCUACAUGUACGUGUACAGCCACGCCAACCACCACCACGACAAGGACAAGAAGCCGUUCGGGAGUCUGUUCGCUUCGGAGAUUCCACUUCUGUUCGGAGCUCCGUUCAUGGAUGAUCCGGGACACUGGACUGAUAAUUUUUCGAAGCCUGACUCGCAUGUCUCGGAACUGCUCAUGAGAUACUGGACCAACUUCGCUAAAUCUGGGGACCCUAACCUUCCGGAGGAGACCAAACCAGUCUACUCUUACAAGGACCGAGGCAGCAGACAGAAAAAUGUGUCAUGGGAACAGUAUGAGGCAGUAUACGAGAAAUUCCUUGACAUCAGUUACCGUCCGCGGCUCAAGGACCACUACAGGGCUCACAAGGUCGCCCUCUGGAACUGGCUAAUCCCAGAGCUGGAGGAGGCGGGCUCAAAGUAUCCAGAGUCAGAUGAGGAGGCGUGGCACUCCUCUGAGGACCCCAAGCAUUUUAUCGGCCCCGUCAGACCGCUGGAUCCCUUUAGGUUCCUGCACACCACCACCGCCUCCAUCACCUCGGAGGCCCCCGCCCUGCCCACGCCCAGCGAUGAGUACCUGCCGCCCAACGUGAGCGCCGCCCACGGGGGAGCGCCCAGACUGGUGAACAGGUCCUCAGAGGCCGUGACGGGGGCUGGCGGGGGGCAGUUCCUUGACUACACUACGGCGCUGACGCUCACCGUGGCCAUCGGUCUCUCCCUGCUGGUGCUCAACGCCAUUCUGUUCGCGGCGCUCAUUUACAAGCGGGACAGGAACUCUCUGGGGCCCAAGAUCAAGUACGACAGCGCCUCCGCCCAGCCGCUGUGCACCGUGGACAGCGGCAUCCGCUCCGUGUCCACCCACGAGGCGCUGUCCUCCCCCGUGAAGGAGGGCAAGCAGGCGUGCGGCGUGGACCUGCAGUGCACAGAGCUGCACACCUUCCCCACGCCGCCUGACAUCGGGGACCGCAACACCGAGGUCACCUUCCACACCAGCAACUCCAUGCACUCCAUCCUGUCGCAGCCCACCAGCCAGUUCAUCCCGCCCCCGCCGCUGCUCGCCACCACGCCGCCCACGCCGCCCGUCUCCGCCCAGCUCAGUGACGGCAUGGAGGGCGGCGCGUGCUCCGGCGGCCGCUGCUUUCCGGACGCCGGCAACGGACAGUAUCCGGACAUCAACCCCAACGGCCAGUUCCCUCCUGACGUGGGCCAAUAUCCCUCCGACAUGACCAGCGGCCACUUCUCCGACCAGUACCGUGGCAAUGGCAACGGCGGCGGCGGCGGCGGCGGCGGGAGUGGCGGCGGCAGUCAGUGCACGGAGCCGAGCAUAUCCGCUUACCCCACAACGUCGGCGUCGCAGUGCACGCAGUACUGCCACCACUACCCGCCCAGCGUCAGCCAGUACUCCUCCUCCACCGACCAGUACUCCAUAUCGGGCAGCCAGUUCUCCAGCCCCGGCGCGCCCUGCUCCACCUCGGUGUGUCAGUUCUCGGAGGCGGGUGUACCGUGUCUGCCCAAGACCCCCUACUCCGACGACGGCAGCACGCCCGAAGUGGUGGCCAGCGCGGGAGGGCAGCGUGCAAGCCGGAGCGCGACGCUACAACGCGGGGCCUCCAUCAGGAAGCCCCAGCCGCCCCCGCGAGGCUCCACGCUGCCAUCCUACGCCACGCUGCCCCGCCAGAGUUCCAAGGAGUCCCUCUCUCACAUCAACGCCUGAACGCCGCCACUCGCGCCGCGGCCCAGUGACUCGUGACGCUCAAGUGACAGAAAACGGGGAACGGUUUUUCACUGCCGCGUGGAGGAGAGAGGAUUUAACACGCGUCGAUAUAUUUUUUUUUUUUCCACGAAUAGCGAGAAAUAUCGGUGGUAUUGACACGAACCGCAAAACACCACGAUACGUACGUGUGUGUGUUUGUGCGUGAACGUGUAGGUCAUUUUUGUUAUAUUUUUCCUGUGCGCAUCAACGAGACAAGCUAAGCAGUGAACACACGGGCAUGGGCUGGCUGAAAACUGACGAAAUUAACCUGUGGAGGAGCAUUUUGUGGGUUUCACACUUUUCUUAUAUUAGCAGUGUGUUCGUGUGUAUGUGUGCGUGUGCGUGAGUAUGCGUGCGUAUGCGUGUGUGCGCGUGCGUGUUUCAUUAAUGUGUCACUCCAAAAUGCGACAUACGUAAGCAUCACUUUAGCCGCGACUCACCUCCGUGUUUGCUCUUGGUGUCAGCGAGGCCAGGCACAAGCGAGGCAGGGAGACGGGAAGAGGAGGGCAGGCAGGUAGAGCAGGCAGGUGUCCUCUCAUCACCUCCACCCCUCCCCAGCUCCUUGCCGCCCACCUGGAAAGCAAGGAGAAAUGAGAUUGUAACUUAAAUGAUUCGUAAGGGAAUAAUUGGCAAGACGGAGGAACUAAGAGUGAAAAGAUGAAAAGUGAUUGUCUGUUUGUUGACGGUGACUGGUCUAAAGGUUCUCGUUGUU